CGGUCUUCACCGCCGGCAGAGAGGGAGAGAGAGGGAGAGAGAGAGAGAGGGGAUGGGGACCCGGGAGUUCCCGCUGCCGAUGUGCUUCGAGCUCCUCCUCGGCAAAGAGCGUGACCGGUGGCCGCUGGAGGCCAGGCUCAUCUGCGCCGCCCACCAAGGCAGCGUCCGCAAAAUCAAGAAGAUGGCAAAGGAGCUGGACGUGCAGGGGCGCGGCAUCCCAGCAACGGUGGCCAACACCACCUACAUGGGCAUGAGCGCCCUCCACACCGCCGGUGGCUGUGGUAGCCUGCCGGUCUACCGGUACCUCGUCGAGGAGGUCAAGAUGGACGUCAACAAGACCGACACCGCUCAGGGUUAUACCCCCCUGGAGUAUGCUGUCCAGAAUGGGCACCUCCCUGCCGUCAGGUACCUCCUUGACCGCGGCGCCGAUCUGCACCAGGAACGUUCCAGCAUCACUCUUCUUCAUUCAGCUGCGGUUCAUGGGCGGUCAGAAAUAGUAAAGUUUCUUCUUUCUAAAGGAGCUGAUGUUGAUGCACUAUCAGAUCUUGGGACACCGCUCACUCUUGCAUCUCUUCGAGGACAUGCUAGUGUUCUCAAGAUCCUUUUGCAGCACAAUGCAGAUCCCAACAAGGGUAAUGGUCUGUUUGUACCUUUAGACAUGGCAUUACGCAAAUCCUUUGUGCCCUGUGUGAAGCUAUUGAUUCAGGGUGGGACUAAUGUGAGCGGUGAUAAUCCUUUGGCAAAGGCUGCAGAGAAGGGCUUAACUGAAGCUAUUAAGUGCUUGUUGGAAGCUGGUGCAAACCCAAAUGUUCUUGACAGGUUUGGCAGAUUGCCUAUAGAGUUGGCUGCUGAGUAUGGUACACGAGAAGAUGUCGAGAUUCUCUUUCCUUUCACCUCUCCCAUUUCAGCUGUGGCCAAUUGGACCGUUGAUGGAAUCAUUGAGCAUGUGGAGAUGGAAAUCAAGCAACUUCAGGAUGGUAGUUUUGUGAAAAAGAAGAUAUCUGACAUAAAACAACAAGCGGAUGAAGCAUUUAAGAAGCAGGAUUAUCAAAAUGCAUCAGUGUUCUACACGCAGGCACUGAAGAUGGAUAGCUUCGACGCCAAGCUGUUAUCAAACAGGAGCCUCUGCUUGCUUCGCAUGGGUGAUGGGCGGGGGGCUUAUGAGGAUGCAACUGAAUGCACAAAGCUGCGCCCGAAGUGGGCAAAGUCACACUAUCGGGAAGGGGCAGCUCUGAUGUUCAUGGAGGAGUACGAUGCUGCGUAUUCCUCACUCUCACGGGCUCUGGAGUUGGACCCGGAAAGCGAAGAGAUCGAGAAACUAUUCUGGGAGGCGAUGGAGCUGAAGUGAUCAUCAUCCCCUGCAUGCAACUGCGGAGGGAAGCUCAGGCAGAAUGGUUGCUCCUUUUUUUGUGUGCGUGUGUUCUCAGACAAAAUACCGAACUUUAAAUUAUGGCGCCUUUCCGUGCGUGGUUACGGAGGGCCGUAGCAUACAUGUUGCUUAGAGCAAAAUAUGUUAUUGGCUAUUUAUUUCUAGUUAUCUGAAACUUGCAUCCUGUUAGGAUAUGGAGGAAGUGUGGCAGCAGUGGAUGAUGAAAAGGCUAACUAUGCUAGAGUGGAAUGUUUUUAUUCAGACCUUGUUGCGACAAGCUGAAAGUUGUAUGGCAGAUGCUAGUCAAAUAGCUUGUUUUACAGGGUUAACUAGAACAAGAAUCAGUAGCCAUCAUGUUGCAGUUUA
This is a messenger RNA of Hordeum vulgare subsp. vulgare (domesticated barley), 1735 nucleotides long. RefSeq names its product ankyrin-1-like. The record is from RefSeq and is a predicted model, not a curated record. The transcript is spliced from 12 exons. Gene Ontology annotation, molecular function: protein binding. The coding region runs from base 53 to 1348 and encodes 431 amino acids. NCBI's taxonomy places the organism in Eukaryota, Viridiplantae, Streptophyta, Magnoliopsida, Poales, Poaceae.